Lycium ferocissimum is the source of this 1026-nucleotide messenger RNA. RefSeq lists its product as uncharacterized. The transcript has 3 exons. The record is from RefSeq and is a predicted model, not a curated record. The coding region runs from base 1 to 1026 and encodes 341 amino acids. NCBI's taxonomy places the organism in Eukaryota, Viridiplantae, Streptophyta, Magnoliopsida, Solanales, Solanaceae.
AUGAUGAUGAAAGCUUUUAUAUGGAAUAUAAGAUCUGUUAGAACUCAAAAAGCAUUUCACAGGCUUCAAAUGCUGCAUAGACAUCAUAAAUUCACCUUCAUAGCUCUGAUGGAACCUUUCCAACAGGCCAGGAAUGUUGAAAUCUAUAAGAGGAAAUUGGGAAUGAAUAUUGCUGGCGAAAAUAGUAAUGGCAAAAUUUGGUAUUUUAUUGAGGCCAAUGUAGAUGUGCAAGUUUUGGCAGAUAUAGCUCAGCAAAUCUCUUUAAAAUUAGUGCUUCUUGAUCAGAAUAAAUCUUUGGUUAUUACUUUAGUUUAUGCUAAAUGUAAUGAAUCAGAAAGGUUGCAAUUAUGGGAUGACAUUUAUCAGGUGGAAGACUCUAUUAAUCUUCCAUGGCUAGUUGGAGGGGAUUUUAAUGUGGUUUUACAUGAAGAUGAGAAGAUAGAGGAGGUUCAGAUUGCAUCUUUGAGAGGUUGGAUAGAGUUUUCAUUAAUCAACAAUUUCAAAGAAUGGUUUGCACAAGUAGAAGUUGAACAUCUCACAAGGACAGGUUCUGACCAUGCUCCUUUGUCCAUUACUUUGGGAGAACAAAACCAGGCAUAUAUUAGACCAUUCAGAUUUCUAAAGUUUUGGACUGAGCAUCAAGGUUUCUUGAGCAUAGUAAGGGAUAAUUGGUCAAGUAAUUUGGAUGGCAAUCCUUUCAUAUGGAGCAAAGAAGUUUAUGGAGACAUUUUCAAGCAGCUGAUUAUUAGAGAAGAAAUAGUGAGGAUCAAAGAGGAACUAUUUAAAGAGGAUCCUUAUCCUUUGAACAAAAUUAUUCUACAACAAGCACAGGUUGAACUAAAGAAGUAUUUGCAUUUUGAAGAAGAAUUCUACAGACAGAAGGCUAAUGUUACUUGGUUUUCUAAAGGGGAUAGAAAUACUAGAUUUUUCCAUAAUCUGGUAAAUGGUAGAAGGAAGAGAUUACAGAUUAAAAGAAUUCAGAAUUCAAAUGGAGAUUGGAUAGAAGAUGCUGCUCAAUGGCUGUAG